UUAAGCGCCUGUCAGGUGGCAGACUGCAAGACAACGUGGACUGGAACUAAAAAAAAAAUUGCACACUCCCCUCCGAGACGCGCGUGGCCGGUGCACAGACGGCGCAGACGGAGUCUCCGUGCAGCUAGCUCGAAGCAGUCCGGGACAAAGUGAGGCUCCGGCGGGGAGCUUUAUUGGAGCGCCUGCUAGCUGUAGCUACAGCGGACGGUAGUUGGGCUGCAGCCUCGCUCGCUGCACUUGGCGUGGGUUGAGGAGUUGUUAGCUUUAGCCACUACUGCCGCGGGUCGGAGUGGGAGAGGGCGAGCUGCUCGAUGACGAUGACUGCAGAGGAGCAGAGCGGCGAAGGACAGCACGCCAUCCCGAUGGAAGGGGAGGACAUCACGCCAAAGAAAGAUGGGGGUGUUUUAAAGCUGGUGAAAAGGGAGGGUACAGGCACAGAGCUGCCUAUGAUUGGAGACAAAGUUUACGUCCAUUAUGUUGGGACUCUUGUGGAUGGAACUGUAUUCGACUCAAGUCGAGAACGAGAAGACAAGUUUACCUUCGAGUUGGGCAAAGGGCAGGUCAUAAAGUCAUGGGACAUCGGCGUGGCCACGAUGAAAGUGGGAGAGUUGUGCCAGAUUAUAUGUAAGCCAGAGUACGCUUAUGGAUCUGCAGGCAGCCCACCCAAAAUACCCCCUAACGCCACUCUUAUUUUUGAGGUGGAACUGUUUGAUUUUCAUGGUGAGGAUGUUUCCGGUGAGGAAAACGGAGGAAUUAUCCGACGCAUUAUCACCAGAGGGCAGGGAUAUGCCAAGCCUAAUGAAGGAGCUGCCGUUGAAGUCACUGUGGAGGGGAGCUGCGAUGGACGUGUGUUCGACGAGAGAGAACUAAAAUUCGAGGUUGGAGAUGGGGAGAGUCUCGGUUUGCCCGUUGGAGUGGAGAAAUCUAUCAUGGCUAUGGAGCAAGGAGAAGAGGCACUAUUCACCUUGAAACCUAAGUAUGGCUUUGGGAAUGCAGGAAGUGCACGGUUUAACAUUCCUGGUGGUGCAACCCUGCAGUACAAGAUCAAGCUGUCAGCUUUUGAAAAGGCAAAGGAGUCAUGGGAAAUGAACACUGCAGAAAAAAUUGAGCAGAGUGGCAUCGUCAAAGAGAAAGGAACGCAGUACUUCAAGGAGGGAAAGUACAAGCAAGCAUCAGUGCAGUACAAAAGGAUUGUGUCAUGGCUGGAACAUGAAUCUGGUUUGUCACCAGAAGAUGAAAAGAAAGCAAAAUUGUUGCAGCUGGCUGCACAUCUGAAUUUGGCCAUGUGCUUCCUCAAACUGCAGGAGCCAAACCAAGCCUUGGAAAGCUGUGAUAAGGCUCUGGAGAUGGAUGCAGCCAAUGAGAAGGCUCUGUUCCGAAGGGGAGAGGCACUGUUUGGUAUGAAGGAGUUUGACAGAGCAAAAGACGAUUUCCAACGAGUUGUUCAGCUGUAUCCUAGCAACAAGGCUGCCAAGAAUCAGGUGGUCCUCUGCCAGAAACGUAUUAAGGAGCAGCACGAGAAGGACAAACGCAUCUACGCCAACAUGUUUCAGAAAUUUGCUGAGAGGGACUCAAAGGUGAAAAUUUGUCCUUCCCUCCAGCUGCCACCAGAGGAAAGAAGCAGACAAAGUGAAGAGUGACGUUAAGUCCAACGACGACGAGAUGGAGGUUGAAAAUGGAGAAAAAGAAGUCGCAAGUGACACCAAGGCGUAGAUGGAGAGGAGGCGACUGUAACUCUACCCCACUGUUUUUGAAUUUUUUUAAACAUCGGCCAUCUGUGUUUUAAGGUGUGGUUGUGUCUAUAUGAAAUAUGCGUAUGUGUGAGGGAGUGAUCAUGUCGAUGAGAGCACUGACCUUGGGCAUGUCUUUGCUGGCUUUCAUUGUGUUAGGGCUUUUAUUUUCUUUUUAUUUUUUGUUGCUGUGGCAGCUAGCUGAGCGGGUGCGGCUUUCCCAGCUGAUGGCACUGCGGGAUCCGGAUUUUAAUAGAUAAAUGGUGUGCCACAACCCUGCACCCCUGAACCCUUUCAGCCCACAGCUUUGGAACUGUGCAUGUGUUCUCACAGUGACUAUGGGUAGGAAACAAGAAAAAAAAAAAAAAAGUGCACCCCAAGUGUUAUUUGCAGAGUCUCAAACCCCCCUCCCACCCCCCACCCGUCAAGGGCUACACCAUUCUCCUUGCACUACCUUCUGUCCUACGACCCUCGCCAUAUUUUUUUGCUAUCCAUCCAAACCUCCCCUCAUGGGCCUACUGAUCAAUUCCUGAAGUUGUGAUGACUGUGUGCAUAGAGCUGACGUGUUUCUGAAUGUUAGUGCCUGUGUCCCAGAGUAUGUAGCAAUGCGGAUAAGUGGAGUAACGAAACAUAAACCGGGAGGAGUCGUCUGAUUUCCAGCUUCUCUCUCAAGUUAAAGAUGGAACUCCAUUAAAUCCCCAUAGGGUACAGGACUGUUCACUUUUAUUUUGGAUAUAUUGACUUUGUACUUCUUUUUUUUCCCCCCCCCCUCUAGUGUGGUGCCUGUGAUUUCUGUACUUUCCUCAAAAUGAUGAAAACAAACCAAUUUCUUAACUGGAAUAUGUGCAUUUUGAAGCAGCUACAGCAGAAAGGACCUUAAGCGUCUUCUCCUGGACAUACUCGAGUAAUGGUUAAGUCUUAGUCUUAAUUUACUGUAACAAAAAAAAGAAACUGUGUGUGAACAAGUGUGCUUUUACAGCUACAACAGAUGCAGGUUGUACAACUUAGAGAAAUACAUGAGCCUGGUCCACUUUAGUCAGCAGUGCCUACAGAGGGGGGCAGAAGUCAAACUAGAGGCUUAAAUUAAAACACAGCUGCUGGUUGUGUUGAGUUCUUCUAUGUUAGGGGGGAGAAAACAUCACUGCUUGGUGUGUCCUGACAGAAGGCUAUAAUAAAAAGUAGCUACAACAUG
Molecule: messenger RNA, 2922 nt
Organism: Salarias fasciatus (jewelled blenny)
Lineage: Eukaryota; Metazoa; Chordata; Actinopteri; Blenniiformes; Blenniidae
Gene: fkbp4
Product: FKBP prolyl isomerase 4
Exons: 11
Coding region: 312-1640 (442 amino acids)
Molecular function (GO): protein binding; peptidyl-prolyl cis-trans isomerase activity
Source: RefSeq, a predicted model, not a curated record